AUGGACCCCUCCAAGCGCGACGACGAUCCUCCAGCUGCAUCAUUCACUCCCACUUCCACCUCGGACGCACUCGCGUCGCCAACAACCACCAACGAUCCUGUAGACCGUUCGCAUCGCUUGAAUAAUGUGUCAAUGCUGGCGACACCUCUCCCGGUCUCUCCCUCCGGGUUUUCCUCUUCUUCUCUCUUAUCCCCGGCAGAUGCCCCCGCGCGCUCUACAUCGCCUCAGGCGCAUACAGCCCCUCGGCGCAUCUCCAGUUCUAACUCCCUGCGCGAUGAACAUCGAAGCUCCAGCCUAAAGAAGCGCUCAUCCACCGCGUCGCUGCGAUCUGUUCGCAACGACAGCAGAACCUCAACAUCCCCUCACCGUAGUGUAUCGCAACACUCAUCGUCGUCACUUUCAAGCUCUCCUACCGCCACCACACCAACCACUCUAAGUAAUCCCAACAUGCUGUCAAAAAAGUCGCGUCUUACCAAAGCAAAUGAGCUUCCUACACCCACAGCUGCCUCUAUCGCGACGGAUCAUUUCCAAAGAGAGGUAGAGCUGCACCACUCCGCUGACCUGCAGUCUCAAACUCUUGUGGUGAUCCAUGAUGCCUGUUAUGGCCAUCGCUUCUCACGUCCCCGCGCCUCCAGGGCAGCUCUCGGCUCGAUCGUCGAAAGACCCGAGCGUAUCCAAGCUAGUGUCCUGGGCGUGUCUGCAGCUUAUGUGCGUCUUACUCACCGGUAUGAAGGGGGUAGGUUCGCUCCCCACCCAGAUAUGAACUUGGACGAGCUUCCCGUACCACCGUUUCAGAUCUGCAGAACGGCACGGUCGAUGGCUCUCAGCUCCCCAGCAGUGACCCAUGUACAUGGUUCCAGGUGGAUGGACGAUCUGAAAACUAUGUGCGACGCAGCGGAAUCGCGACUUGCAUUGAACGGCAAAGAGUUGGUCCGACCCCCGAGUGCAGGUAAGGACGGCGCCACAGAAACCGCGCCUUCACUUCAUGAAGGCGACCUUUAUCUGUGCUCGGAGUCCUUGAACGCAUUCGAGGGAGCCUUGGGUGGUGUCUGCGAGGGCGUGGACGCCGUCUUUGGUCCCAGAUCGACAAAGCGCGCGUUCGUGUGCAUCCGCCCCCCCGGCCACCAUUGCUCUUCGGACCAUCCGUCGGGGUUUUGCUGGAUUAACAAUGUUCAUGUAGGUAUCUCCUAUGCUGCUAUGACCCACGGUUUGACUCACGCCGCCAUCCUGGACUUUGACCUACACCACGGCGACGGUUCGCAGGAAAUCGCAUGGGAGCAGAACCGCAAGGCUACUGCAGCUCCCCGGAGUGCAGCAAACUACAAGAAGACCGCUAUUGGGUACUUCAGUCUUCAUGAUAUCAACUCGUAUCCUUGCGAAAUGGGGGAGCCGGAAAAAGUGCGCAAUGCAAGUGUGUGUAUUGAUAAAGCACAUGGUCAGUCAGUUUGGAACGUCCAUCUGGAGCAGUGGAAGACCGAAGCGGAAUUUUGGGACCUUUACGCAUCCAAGUAUGCGGUACUGAUCGAAAAGGCACGUGCCUUCCUACGCUUUCACACUGAGCGCCUUGCUAGUACUCCCAAUGGACCUCCGCCUGUUGCAGCUAUCUUUAUCUCUGCGGGCUUUGACGCAAGUGAAUGGGAAGGGGCAGGAAUGCAAAGGCACAAGGUGAAUGUGCCUACCGAAUUCUACGCCAAGUUUACCGCAGAUGUCGUACGAAUGGCAGAAGAAGAAGGUCUGGGUGUUGGUGGAAGGAUCGUUAGCGUUUUGGAAGGAGGGUACAGUAAUCGCGCUCUGACAACGGGUGUUUUAAGCCAUCUGUCGGGGCUAGGGGAUGCGACCUCGUGUCUGGUGUCUGGCGGGGUGGAUGACAAGGCCGAUCGUUUAACUGCUGAGAUGACGAAUCGCUUGGGCCUGCUUGACAUCUCAGCUAAUGUCCAACACGCAUCAAGCCUGCCGGCUUAUGACAGCGGGUGGUGGUCGCCAGCUCUGCUAGAGGAACUAGAGGCAUUAGUAUAUCCACCGCCAGCAGUGAAACCUCGUGAGAAGUCUACACCAACCUACUUUGCUCCGACCCAGUCAUUUACCGCUAAAGUGGUCACUACGCCUCGUGAUCGACGAUCUACCGGCUCCCAGAUCAGCGUGGAAACUGAUGCGCCGCCAUUGCCGCCUGUUAGUUGGGCUACCGCAACGCAUGAACUUUCAAGAAUUCUUAUCCCAAGUCAUCGGCAAACCACAAGCUGUCGACCAGAAGAUCUCAACGCAGAAGCCACACGUUUGCGACGGGAACGUCAAACGGCCGCCCAGCACACCAGCGUCCGCUCGGCUGGGAAUGAAGAAAGUCGGAUGAAACUCCGUGCGAGGAAACCCAAGACUCCAUUACCCGAAACCCCGAACAAAGAAACUUCAAAGCGGCAGGCCAUCAAAAGCAACCGAAGAACUACCAUCGAACGUGCCAGUGACCUACCCGAUCCGUCCUUCGAUAAGUCUCCUAACACACGCAGCACAACCCGUAGAAAGAGUGCCGCUUCCACGAUAACAUCAACCCCGGAAAACAAAGCCCCAGGCGAUAAAACUGUUCGCUCGGCGUCAGCAGCCAGCACGCGCAGGCCUGGUAGCUCUCGGUCUGCGACUCCUAAGCGCGCCUCGAGCCCCAAAACGGCACCUCCUGUGCCUCGGGUCCCGUCCGUAUACACCAAUUUGUCUGCAGGUGAAGAAGCGGUGAUCACACCAGUUGAAUCACGCUCGUUAUCGAGGGGCACGCCAGAUACACCGCAAGAUGAUUUGGAUAGUCUGACAGCAGGUGUUCGAAAACUCAACAUCAAACUGAAAGUACCGUCACCUGAGGAACAUGCCGCCCGGGAAAGGGAACGCGAGCGACAAACUUCUAAGAGGGUGUCCAAGACACCUAUUCCCUCCAAAAAGUCCUCGGGCACGAAGGGACUGAAUGCUCCCGCGAAUAAGAUGGCAGCUCAUUCAAACACGGCUCUUGUAAGACCCGAUGCAGAGAAUCCUAUCACAUCGUUACCCACGGCUACCGGUGUGGUGGCCGAAGGAUCCGACAUCCAUGGUGGGGCUAUCCUGGAUAGAUCCACGGUAAUGUCUACGGCGGUUCCAUCACAGGCACUUCCUCUACAGACGGCAAUCUCACCCCCUGUUACGCCGGGAGCCACGUAUGAUAGUACGCACCCUCAACAUGCCUUGUACUCUCCACCGAUAUCUGAGCCCUCUGUCAAAGCAGGCAUUCCGGUGUUUAUAUCUAACAGCCCUAUUCCUUUUGCACCAACAAGUGCUCACCACGCGACCGCUCCAAGCACGAGCAGAGAGUCACCUCCUUAA
Aspergillus oryzae RIB40 is the source of this 3336-nucleotide messenger RNA. RefSeq names its product histone deacetylase hosB. Gene Ontology annotation, molecular function: histone deacetylase activity. Gene Ontology annotation, cellular component: nucleus. The record is from RefSeq and is a predicted model, not a curated record. NCBI's taxonomy places the organism in Eukaryota, Fungi, Ascomycota, Eurotiomycetes, Eurotiales, Aspergillaceae. Bases 1 to 3336 code for a protein of 1111 amino acids. The transcript has a single exon.